Messenger RNA from Ceratina calcarata, 4585 nucleotides. Its product is annotated as homeobox protein PKNOX2. The transcript has 7 exons. The record is from RefSeq and is a predicted model, not a curated record. Gene Ontology annotation, biological process: regulation of DNA-templated transcription. Bases 1959 to 3293 code for a protein of 444 amino acids. NCBI's taxonomy places the organism in Eukaryota, Metazoa, Arthropoda, Insecta, Hymenoptera, Apidae. Gene Ontology annotation, molecular function: DNA binding.
ACAUUUCUCAUUGGCUAUUUUGCCAAAUGCAUUCUGUAUUUUUUUUUUAUUAAUACACAAUAAUCCGCGAUUCUAAGCAUAAAGUGAUCUAUCGAAUGCGCCAUGAAAUAAGUUAGUACAAAUAUUUAACCACUGACGUAUACUCAGGGCAAUUUAAGUACAUGCUUUCCUACGCUCGAAAGUGAUCACUAGCUAUAUCUUUGGCACUUAAAGAGUUAAAGAUUUGUUUCUCUUAUUAGCGCUCGUAAAUACGUUUCAUUGCUCAUACGGCUACUGUGUUUUAAACGUGAAUCACUGACUAUGUCUUUUAUUACGCUAUGUAUUUCACUUAAAAACAAUCACACACGUUUCCUACUCUCACAAGUGAUAGUAACAAUGGUAGUAAUUUUUUACAACAAGCAAUAACUGAUAAGUUAAUUUCGAAGUGCGUACAUUAAUAUAUUGCUCUGAUCGCGCUUUUAAGUACAAGCGUAUGUAUUAAUCACAAUAUUUUUAAAGACACGAACACUCAUAUCUCUUUGUUUCUUAUCGAAUAACUUAUACUGUCCCUUACUUUUAGAUUACACACGUUGUUAAUUGUAUAUUUUUAGUCUGUAAUACCCAGCUUCGGUGUCGUAGCAGUCAUUAACUUGUUAAACAAAAUCAACACGCGUUACGCUAUAAAUCGCGCGAGCAUAACACGCAUUCGUCAUUGCGUAGUUUCCGCCCGAUCUACUUCAUUUGAAUUAAUAACGGCGCAUAAUUUUAAGCUGCGUACGCGACACAAUGAGAGCGAAAGUGCUUUGAAUUCUUGCUCAACGAAAAUACUAGAUGUCUGUGUAAUUUUGAAACGCUUAUUCUGUAAAUAGGAAUCCGUCUGUAUAAACAGUUUUAAAAAGAAUUACCAACUACAGUUUUUAUUUCGUUGUCGAGGGACGUGUUUAUUCAUUCAGUCUGAACAUUAUAAUAGGUAUUGUUUUACAUUUCAAAUCGAAAGCGAAUCUGAAUAACCAGGAAAUUAAAUGGAAAUAAAUUAUGAUAAUUAUAUCAUUAAUUAAAGUAAAAUUAAUGCACAGAACUAAAUUUUCCGUGUCUUAUAAGUAGAAUAAGUAAGUCACUUAUUCUUAAAACGUCAAUACGUUUGACGUAUAGGAAUAAUUAAAAAUUAAAGCAUGCACCUUGAGAAUGCGAAAAUUCUGUAAUAUCAUUCUAACUUAACAUAUUGUAUUCUAGCUUCUGAUAUCUUAUAGAAUCUACAUGAGACCUUCUCUGCUAUUACUACAUGACCGAGUCGCUAAUUAUACUUCAUAUAAAAGCUACAUAAUUCAUUUUAUUCCCUUUUGUAAAAAGCAGAUCGCGAUCGAGUUAAAUGAGGUCGUAUUACGCAUAAAAUUUGUAUAUUCACUGUUGCUUGCACAAGUUUUCUUCGCGUGCAUUUUAUCUCGCGACCAUGGGUACCAGCACGUGUCACAUAGUGGUAUAAAUUGACUUAUACGAGCACACGGAAGUCAGAUAUCUAUUGAGGACGUACAGGCCGAUAUUUCAAUGAGCAUUACGGAUUACGCAAAUAUAUUUUUACUGGUUUCUCUGCCGUCCUCUGGCUCGUUAGAGUAUACGCGUUUGGCAACAGCUGCGUUCAAAUACCAUCGGGCAUAUCCAAGAAUUCGAAAGCGAUGCAACGCGUCGUUUGAGGGAGUAAAAUGAAGAAGAGAGCCGUCACACCCUUCUCGCUUCGUUCUAGCAACACGCGCGGCGAUUACGGAAGAUGAGAAAGGAAAACGGCUGAACUUUUCGGUAUUAGCUCAGAAGCCUGAGAAGCUUUAAUCAACGGGCGUAGCGUACGAAAAGAAACUAGAAGCAAACGAAAUGUAUAAUUCUGUGGGAAUUGUCGAAGGAUCGAGGGUAGGUCGAAGGAUAUUUAAAGAAGAAGCCCUGUGGGAUUUGGGCAACGAUGGAAGCUGCCAGACAGGAAUGAUAGAAUGCAAGAGGGUAGCACCGCCGUGGCGCUAGCGAUGGUGACUCCUGGCUACGAUCAGGACCCUGCAAGUGGGGUUGCCGAUUACACGGCUCAUCAGGAUCAAGCCCAAUUUGAGGCGGACAAAAGGGCGGUUUACAAGCAUCCCCUCUUCCCGUUACUCGCGUUACUCUUCGAAAGAUGCGAACAGGCCACCCAGAGUUCGGACAAUUCGACGUCCGAAAGCUUCAACAUGGAUAUACAGGCCUUCGUCCAACACCAAGAAAGAGACCGAAAGCCUUUCUUGAUCAAUGACCCCGAAAUUGACGGUUUGAUGAUCAAGGCGAUACAGGUGCUGCGGAUUCAUCUACUCGAACUGGAAAAGGUGCAGGAGCUGUGCAAGGACUUUUGCAACAGGUACAUCACGUGCCUGAAGGGCAAGAUGCAGAGCGAGAAUCUGCUGCGCAGCGAUUACAGCCACCAUGGACACGACAUGGGUCCGUCCAGUGGCAGCAACGGGAGCAGUCCUUUACAGGUGCUGUCUUCUACAGGCAAUGAUGUUGAGUCGGGAGCUAACGGAUUCAGAGUGAGCAGAGGAGACACCCUGUCGGAGAACGGUGGCGCGGUUCACACACCCGCUCUCGAGGAAACCGGUAACGACAGGCCGUCGUCGGUGCGGUCAUCUUCCACUGCUCACCGAUCGAUCAGAUCAUCCAGCCAAGACAACGACGAUCCCCUGUCACCUUCCACCGUACAUGGAAGCACGCCUCUGUCACAAAUCGGGGCUCAUUCCUGUCCACCUGUUAACGACAUGUAUCUCGGUCAAGAUAUUACUGUGGCGGGUUCCCCUUCACCUGCACCAAGCGAGGACGAAGAAGAAGGCUGUGGCACUGGCACUGCUACUUCCAAUCAUAGUAGCGGUCACGGAGGUAGUCACAGUAGCAUUAAAAAGGGAAGACAAAAACGGGGUGUCUUACCUAAACAUGCUACCAGCAUUAUGCGAACCUGGCUCUUUGAACACCUAGUCCAUCCGUACCCUACGGAGGAUGAGAAGCGUCAAAUAGCGAGUCAAACAAACUUAACGUUACUGCAAGUAAAUAAUUGGUUCAUCAACGCUCGUCGACGGAUCCUGCAGCCGAUGCUUGACGGCGCCGGUGCCGAUCCGGUCCAGCGUGCCGGUAAACGUCAUAAAGUAUCGAAGCACGUGGCGCAGCAGCAGCAGCAGCAGCAAGCCCAGCAACAGCAGGCAGGUGGCUGGCAAUCCGAGGACUCUGCAAGCGAUUCGGGCUCUAGCGACGGUGAGGGAGGUGCCGAUAGAUCGAAAGACGGUAACGAUAGCGACGAAGAUGAUCUUCACUGACCUCCGUCGAUCACCGAAACGUCAACCUCUUUACGGUACCUUCGAAUCCAGUUGCUCACUACAGUAUUAAGGUAUUCGAGAAUAGAUUUCGCUUUAACUGUCAAAAUACGUAAUUAUUCUCGCGAAAAGUCAAGGGUAUUAUUGGUCGAGGUUAUCACGCUCUCUCAUCAAAUCCGACAGACUUUUUUCUCGUUCUUUUCUUCGUCUUUUAUCUCCUUUACUAUUUACAGACGAAUUCUAGGUUUUGAAUCAAAUCGGUAGAUCCGUAAGGAAUUCGUGAAAUAUAGGAGAAAAAUAUCGUGGAUAAUUCGUUUGAGAAAAUGUGUUCUCUUCUAUUCCAUAAAAGAGAAGCAUGACAAGGAAGAAACUACUUUUUAUUAAAUUCGAGAAAAAGAAUCUUAUAUAGAAUGAAGCUUCUUUCAUGGAAUUGUUAUAUUUUUCACCAGUUUCGUUGAUUCGUUGAUAAGCAGUGUUAUUUUCUUCUUUGUAACGGUUCUUUAUUUCUUACGAUUUAUUUAUUCCUGAUUGAAUUGUUAAUUUUGCAUAUGCAGUUCAGAGUGACGAACGAAGGUGCUACGUGUAGCAUAGCUUAAGUCAUCAUUUCUUCCACGGCAUUUAGUUAAACAGAGCGUAGUACUAAUAUCGGUAACUGGUUUAUAGGAACAAAUUAUUAUUUUUCGAGAAACACUUGAAUGUUCGCGAUACGAGAAGAGAAUUUUGCGUGUAACGUGUACACAUUUGUUCUAUUUACUCGUUUAUCGACGAACUUAUGCAAAGUUGAAGCGAUGACAAAGAGUCGGUGUGUUACUGUUUAUAUAUUUUUAUAUCAAUACUUUAUUUCCUUAAAUAUACUUUUUCCUUGGCUUCGAAGCAACACGAAUCGUCUUUCAAUGUUCAAUAAUACUAAAAAAAUGAUACAUACGUGAUUAGAGAAUUACAAAUAUAAUUUUCAUUAAGGAAGUACGUCGUUUAAUUUUCAAGCAGUCUUUACGAUAUCUGUUCAGUUACAGAAACGUACAUAUAGUCGUCCCUCGAAUUUUCCGAGGAAUUACAAUUAAACGGAGAGAAGACUAAUAGUAUUUAAAAUAAAAUAAACAGAAUAAGAUAACGAAGAUCAUCCUUUGACCAUUUACUGGUGCGAUUCAGUCUCACAUAACUAAAUUGACACAAGAAUAGAUAUAGUAGAAUUAAUUUCCUGAAAUGGGAUACUUAGUACUUUCUAUAGCGUUAAAACAGGAAAUCGUCCAAACGAGACUAUGUAUAAUAAUAAGAAUCUUGAAUGAUGGCGUGGA